AUGAACAUUGUGAGAAAACUCAAUUUGAUGACACCUUGGAGUAUAUUCUUGCUUCAUAUCCUGCUGUUUUCAUUACAAGGAUAUAUUUGUGCAUCAUCCAUCUUGAAGAGAGCAUCAAAAAACGGGUUUAAUGAAAAUCGACAGAAAAGAGCUCUUUUAGCAGCACAGUUUGAAGCAACUUCUCCAAGAUAUUUUUUCCAUGAAGCAAUUAAUUGGGGUGAAAGCAAAAUAAAAGGUUCUUGCCCUCAUGAAUGCCUUAACGGAGCUUUCUGUUCUAAGACUGGGACGUGCGACUGUCAAAUAUUUCAGGCGCUUGGGACAAGGUGCCAGAUUAUCCCAAAUAUGGGGAAUGGCAGAGAUGGGAUUUGCAGAACCUGGGGACAGUACCACUUUGAAACAUUUGACGGCAUCUACUAUUACUUCCCAGGAAACUGUUCAUACAUUUUGGCAAAGGACUGUGAUAAUUUGGAGCCUCAGUAUACAGUAUGGGUUCAUAAUAGCCCUAAAUGUCGCGGUUCAGUGUAUUCUUGUCAUCGGUCAAUCAGCUUGUUCUUUUCAACCCAGGAAGAAAUUCGAAUUUAUGGUCAUGAAAUCAAAAAGAACGGAAUGAGUGUAUCAUUGCCUCAGACAAUUGGACAGGUGUUCAUUGAGAAACUAGCUGACUACAUUCUGGUGAGAACAACCUUUGGCUUUUCUUUGGCUUGGGAUGGAAUAUCUGGAAUUUACCUCAAGCUGUCGGAGAUGCACAAAGGGAAAUCUUGUGGCCUGUGUGGAAACUACAAUGGCAUUCAGUCUGACGAUUUUGUAAUUCAGCAAGAGGACUACACAGAGGACAUUGCUAUGUUUGCAAGUAGUUGGAUGGUGCAAACUCCAGAUGCUGCCAAAUGUGUACCCAUACCCUCAGAUUUUCCCAGUCCAUGCUCAAGUGGAAUGCCAGCAUUUGAGGCCAUCUUCUUCAAGUGCCAGAUACUGUUGCAGUUCCCCUUUCUCAGCUGCCAUGAAUAUAUUGAUCCAUAUUUGUAUAUUGCCAGCUGUGUUAAUGAUCUUUGCAAGACGGGAGAUGAUGACACCUACUGCCGAGCGGCCACGGAGUACGCCAGGGCCUGCUCCCACGCUGGCUACCCGAUCCAAGACUGGAGAGACGACUUUCCCGCGUGCACUGAUAAAUGUGAUGACAGCCUUGUCCAUCGGGAUUGUAUCAGUUGCUGUCCACCCACCUGCACAUUCGAGAAGGAGUGUCUGGGGAGCAAUCUCCACUGUCUUGACGGAUGUUACUGUCCGGACGGCCUGAUAAUGGACAAUGGAACUUGCAUCUCCGUGGAAAAUUGCCCGUGUGUUUUUCAUGGAUUAGCUUAUUCAGUUGGCUCAAAAAUUGAACAAGAAUGUACCGAAUGUGUCUGUGUUGGUGGAAUUUGGAACUGUACGGAACACGACUGUCCAGUUCAAUGUUCUGUUGUGGGUGACUCCCAUUUUUCAACUUUUGAUGGUAGACAUUAUUCUUUCAUUGGCAUGUGCCAGUAUAUCCUUCUGAAAGGCACUGGAAAAGAUAGAUUCACAAUCACUUUACAGAAAGCUCCGUGUGAGCAGAAUCUUGGCUUGGUCUGUCUUCAUUCAGUAACUUUAAUUCUGGAGGAUGAUUUCAGCAAACAAGUAACCCUUAGCCGGGGAGGACAAAUCUGGACUAGUCCUAAUCAAGGCUUCAAUCUGAAUGGGAUUGUUGAAAUCCAAACUCUGUCAUCCUUAUUUAUUCUCCUAAAAACCACAUUUGGUUUAAAGAUCUUGUUUGCUGUCGAUGGGGAGAGAAUUUAUAUUCAGCUCACCAGUGCAUGGAAAAGAAGAACAUUAGGUCUGUGUGGCACUUUUAACGGGAACAUAAGAGAUGAUUUUCUGUCUCCAUCAGGCAUGAUAGAAGGUACGCCACAGCUCCAUGCAAAUGCCUGGAGGGUCUCCUCCACUUGUUUUGCACCUGUUCAUGUCCCCAUGGUGGACCCCUGUACCAUUAAUCAACAAAACAUUGGCUACGCAGCGCACUGCGACGUCAUCCACCAGCAGCUCUUUGCUCCUUGUCAUGUCUACAUUAGCCCGGGACUGUACUACCAGCUCUGCCGACACGAUGCCUGCAAGUGUGGCAGUGCCUGUCUGUGCAAUGCUCUUGCCCACUAUGCCUACCUCUGUGGCCAACGCGGCGUCUCCAUCGAUUUUAGAGCUCAGGUUUCCUUCUGUGCUGUGGUGUGUCAGAAAGGCAUGCUCUACCAUCACUGCUCCUCCUUCUGCCGUCGCUCCUGCACGACCCUCUCCUCUCUGGAGCAAUGCGAUGACGACUGUGCCGAAGGCUGUAACUGUCCCGAAGGCAAAUACUAUGAAGAAACACUGAGUUUUUGUGUGCCCAUCUUCCACUGUCGGUGCCACUACAGGGGCAGCGUGUAUCAGCCGGGAGAGCUCAUCCCAACCCCCUCAGGCUUAUGGUUAGUUCAUGCCUGCCCAGAAGGAAAAGAAUUCUUUGACUGUAGAUUUCCUGACCCCGAGUUACCAGCUGGUGGUAUAAAUUGUGAGACUACCUGUGCAAACCUGGCCAUGAACUUCACUUGCGCCCCAUCCUCCCCCUGUAUAAGUGGCUGUGUCUGUGCUCCAGGAAUGGCAGAGCAUAAAGGAAGGUGCUAUGUUCCCGACAGCUGCCCUUGUAUUUGGAAAGACUGGGAGUACCUCUCUGGAGAAGUGAUUACGACACCCUGUUAUACCUGUGUUUGCCGACGGGGAAUGUUCAACUGCACAUAUUACCCAUGCCCCGCAGUGUGUACAGUUUAUGGGGACCGGCAUUAUCAUUCCUUUGAUGGGUUGGAAUAUGACUAUGUCAGUGAUUGCCAGGUAUUUCUGCUAAAGAGUACAGAUGAUUUGGAUAUAUCUGUCAUUGCCCAGAACAAGAAGUGUUUUGACAAUGACAUUGUUUGUUCUAAAAGUGUUUUAAUUUCCGUUGGAGACACUGACAUUUAUCUGAAUGAUACUCCUUACAAGCAGAUGCGGUCAGGUUUUUUCCUGGAAGAUAACCCUAGGUAUCAACUCUGGAAGGCCGGCUACUACACAGUAGUGCACUUCCCGGAGGAAGAGGUCACCAUCCUUUGGGAUGGAAAGACAACCAUUCAUAUCAAAAUUGGACCCCAGUGGAAGAACAAACUGGCGGGAUUGUGUGGAAACUUUGACAAGUGUACUUCAAAUGAUAUGACCACCUCUAAUAACGUGGAAGUCAGACACGCCCAGGUAUUUGGAGAUAGCUGGGCGUUAGGCCAAUGUGAAACCCCAGCUGAAACCAUUAGACCCUGUGAAGCGCAACAGAACAAGUUCCCGUAUGCCAAGAGAGAAUGCUCCAUUUUGUACAGUGAUGUGUUUGCUCCGUGCCGCAAUGUGAUUGAUGUAACAUCUUUUGCCAAAAAUUGCCAUGAAGAUACAUGUAACUGUAAUCUUGGGGGGGACUGUGAAUGUCUAUGCACAAGCAUUGCCGCGUAUGCGCACAAAUGUUGUCAGGAAGGGAUACCCAUUCGAUGGAGAUCACCGACUACUUGUUCCCUUGAUUGUGAAUACUACAAUGAAGGAAUUGGAGAAGGACCAUAUAUGCUGGCAAGUUAUGGACAGAGUGGCCUUAUUCUGGGGGCAAAUAUGAGUAGCAGAAGCAUUUUCUCUUUUCCAAGAAAUGGCAUUCAUGACAAUUUGUUUUUUAAUUUUAUGAUCACUCCAGGCCUUGUCAAAGAAAAGGCAUCAUCAAUGGCAGUUGUGUCUUUGGAAUCUGCUGAAAGGCCAAACUACUUUCUCUAUGUUCAUAACAAUGACACUCUUAGUUUGAAGCUGUGGGAGGCGAAUUCAGCUUUUCAUCGGAGAGCCACAUUUUUCCAUCAUCGGGGCCUCUGGAUUCCUGGUUACAGCACAUUUGAAUUAUACAGCAAGAAAGGCUUUUUCAUCAUAUUCACAGCUUCUGGUGUCAAAGCAUCAAAAUAUGAUGAUUCUGAAGAAUUUAAACAUUCAAGUAGCUUCAGCAUAGAAGAAAUUCAGGCAGCAGUUCCUUACCGGAGGAUGUGUGAAUGGAGAUACGAACCUUGUGCCACUCCCUGUUUUAAAACGUGCAGUGACCCUGAUGCACUGGCAUGUAAAUUUCUUCCACCGGUUGAAGGAUGCUGGCCCUACUGUCCUAAGAAUAUGAUCCUUGAUGAGGUCACCCACAGAUGUGUUUAUCCAGGAGACUGCAUCCCUCCCACAGAACCAGCACUAACGACACCGACUGCUCUAGUGCCAGGUCCAUCAGACAUCACUCCAUUGGAUAUGGUAACAACAUCAGGUUUGGAUUGUGAGCCUCAACAAUUUGAUCCUGUUUAUAAUUGUAGCCAGUAUAUAUGCCUUGAUAUGGAAUGGAAAUUGUACAACUGGUCGCUUAAUUGCCCCAAGGACUUAGCAAUGCCUGAUUGUGGCUUCCGAGGAAGGCCUGUUCAAGUGAACAGUGAUAUCUGCUGUCCCGAGUGGGAGUGUCCUUGUCGUUGUUCCAUGUUAUCAGAACUGAGCAUUAUUACAUUUGAUGGAAACAAUGCAGCAUUAUAUAGUAUGGCUUCUUAUAUCUUAGUAAGGAUUCCUGGUGAAAUUAUAGUUGCUCAUAUUGGAAAAUGUUCUGUGAAUCAGAAUGAAAACUCAUUGAAAAAGGUAGCAUCUUCUGGAAGGAUCUCUGGACUGUGUUUUAGGAAGUUAAAUCUGACAACACCUAUACAUAAAAUACUGGUCAAUCGUUUAGAAAGAAAGAUAGAAGUGGAUUCUAUUGUGGUGCCUUUGCCAUUUGCCAGUAAUGAGCUGUUCAUAGAGGAUUCUGGUACCAUGUACGUGAUCACGACCCCAGCUGGACUCAUCGUGAAGUGGGCACAUCUUACAGGCGUCAUAGACAUUCAUUUUGGCUUCCAGUUUAAUUUAUCAUCACACACGGAAGGACUUUGUGGAAUCUGCAAUGAUGACCCAGACGAUGACCUAAGGAUGCAAAAUGGUACGAUUAUCACCAACAUGGAAGACAUCGAGUUAUUUAUUGAGAGCUGGGAAGUCGAGAAAUCAUUUAAAGCAACCACAAGAAGACCUGUUAGGAAUUGUACGGAGCAUGACUGUAGUCAUUGCAUUGAGCUGUUAAACAGAAAAGUUUUCACUCCAUGCCAUGAUAAAGUUUCCCCACAGCAUUUCUGUGAGAAGAUGUGGAUAAAUUAUACCUAUUUUUGGAACUAUGAAUGUGAUGCACUUUCUGCAUAUGUAGCUCUGUGCAACAAGUUUGACAUCUGUAUUCAAUGGCGAACUCCUGAGUACUGUGCUCUGAGUUGCCCAGAAGGGAAGGAAUAUCAGCCUUGUGUGAAACCAUGUGAAGCAAGAACAUGUCUAAACAAGUGGUUUUAUGAUCACUCCUCAUGCUUGAACUUAAGAGAAGACUGUGUGUGCAAAACUGGGACUGUUCUUCACAGGCCAGAGUCAUCUGAGUGCAUUCCAGAGGAAAAAUGUGUGUGUACUGAUAUUGAAGAUCACCCUCGUGCUGCUGGGGAAGUUUGGAAUGGAGGUAUUGACGAAUGCUCUCUGUACCAGUGUUUGGAGAAUGGAAGCAUUAUUCCUAUAGAGUCUGUGUGUGAUGAAGCGUCCUCACCGCUUUGUGAGCGAGAAGGUGAAGUUGUCCUGGGCGUCGUUGACAAAUGGACUUGCUGCGCAGGAGAAGUUUGUGGAUGUGAUAUGACUUUGUGUGACACUACCAUUCCAACAUGUACAAGUAGUCAACAACUGAUUGUUGGCUACAGCCCUCUUUCUUGCUGCCCACAGUACCAAUGUGAAUGUGACCUAGACAAAUGUCCUAUUAUUCCAAUACCAGAAUGUAGAGAAGACCAAUUCCUGCUUCAAGUUCAACAAGGAGAGCCUUGUUGUUUCUCCCCUCUCUGUGUUUGUGACCCUUGUACUGAACCUAUUCCAUUAUGUACUGAUGGGGAAUUUAUCACCGUGGAUCUUAAUACUACGCAAUUCUGUUGUCCUCAGUAUUACUGUGUUUGUGAACCAAAUCUUUGCCCUAUUCCUCUACUCAACUGUGCAGAAGAUAUGAGUCUAGUGAAAGAAAAUGUGUCUGGCCAAUGUUGUCCAAUAUGGCAUUGUGAAUGUAGCUGUGAAAAUCUUGUUAUACCAACUUGUAAAGUGGGAGAAUUUUCUACAAUUGACCACAACUUUCAGAGUGACUGUGGUUGUGUACAAUAUCUAUGUGAAAAGGACAAUGUAUGUGUAUUUCAAGAUGUUUCAGUACUGAAUCCUGGCCAAUCAAUAACAAAGUAUUUGGAAGGGGACUUUUGCUAUAUAGUAGAGUGUCUGGAAGAGAAAGAUAACUACACAGGCUACCAUGCUCUGAAUUUUACAAUGGUGAAUUGUUCAAAAGAAUGUGACAUUCACCAGUUAUACGUUCCAUCUCCGAGUGAUUAUGAUUGUUGUGGGACCUGCAAAAAUGUUUCCUGCAAAUUUUCUAUGGACAAUGGAACAUCAGUUAUAUAUGAGGAGGGGAGUACCUGGGACUAUAAUUGCACCACAUAUGAAUGUGUUAAGACUGAUGAAGGGGCAAUGAUUCUGAACUACAGUAUGGUCUGUCCUCCUUUCAAUGAGACUGAAUGCAAAGUGAAUGAAGGGGUUGUAAAGCUUUAUAAUAAAGGCUGUUGCAAGAUCUGCAAACGAGAUGAAAGGGUAUGCCAGAGAGCGAUUAUUAAAACAGUGAUCAGGAUUCAGGACUGCACCAGUCAAAGCUCUAUAAAUGUCGCUUCUUGUGAUGGAAAGUGUCCAUCAGCUACUAUAUAUAACAUCAACAUUGAGAGUCACCUACGAUUCUGCAAGUGCUGUCGAGAAAAUGGCGUUCGAAACCUAACCGUGCCACUCCAUUGCUCAGGAAAUGGCACUGAAGUCAUGUAUACGCUCCAAGAACCCAUGGACUGCACCUGCCAGUGGAAUUGA
This is a messenger RNA of Echinops telfairi (small Madagascar hedgehog), 6978 nucleotides long. RefSeq names its product otogelin like (gene OTOGL). The record is from RefSeq and is a predicted model, not a curated record. Gene Ontology annotation, molecular function: alpha-L-arabinofuranosidase activity; protein binding. The transcript has 58 exons. Gene Ontology annotation, biological process: L-arabinose metabolic process. Lineage: Eukaryota; Metazoa; Chordata; Mammalia; Afrosoricida; Tenrecidae. Bases 1 to 6978 code for a protein of 2325 amino acids. Gene Ontology annotation, cellular component: extracellular matrix.